UUGGAGGUGCAGUGGAUCCCACGAACUGAAAAUGAGAAGGCGGAUUACAUCAGUCGUCUUAUAGACUUUGAUGAUUGGCAAAUCACGCGUGAUCUCUUUCUAAGUUUGGAAGAGUUAUGGGGCCCGCAUACAGUUGACCGUUUUGCCAAUUAUUAUACAGCUAAGCUUCCUAGAUUCUUUUCGCGUUUCUGGAAUCCGGGUGCGUCAGGAAUAGACUUCUUUGCCCAAGAGUUAAGUUCCGAGAAUUCAGCUGAGAAUUGUUUAGUGACCCCCUUUAGUGGUUCCUCCAGUUUCUCUUGUUGCUCGCGUUAUCCAUUAUCUGAGCCUACAGAAAGCGAUGGCUACUCUUGUAGUACCAUUAUGGCCUUCGUCCAGUUUUUGGCCUCUUCUGACGGGCAAAUAUCGGUCGCUCAUUAAAGGAUGCUUUACGCUGAAUGCCUCCCAAGCUCUCACCCUCCUCGUUUUACAGGGAGGUUGUCGCGCUUAGAUUCGAAUUUUUUGUAGGGAUUAUCCAGCUUUAUUGCCCUUCGAGUAGGUCAUUCUGAACUAGCUUUUUAGUGCUGGUAUUUGCAGGAUUUGACACUGGUCAUUAGUUGCAUGGACAGCUGUGUCCAGGUAAAUGACACUGGUCAUGUGAAGGGACGACUGCGUCCGUUGGAGAAGAUUUCUGUCGUUUUAGAUUUUUGUUAGUAGAACGAGGUUUCGAGUUCUCUCGAGAAUGGGAGACCUGUUCACGUAUGAAAAAUUGUGUCCUUUUUUGACACUGGUUCGCGAAUCGUAACUCAACCUGCCAUUCUGGCCAAGGUUUUUCACAAGGUUGAACUGCGUUGUUCUUGUUGGUGUAGGUUAUUUACCUUUCUUAAUCAAGGCUGUAACUUUGUUUUUGUUGAUUGUUAGGUUAUUUUAGUGUCCGAGCUCAGACUGUGUCCUAGACAGGGUGUUUCCUACUUUAUAUUCGUUUGUCCGUAGUUUAUGGGACCUUUUGGGGGAUUUAAAUGAUCUACGAGAGCAAGUCGCGUUUGGGGUAUAUAUGCAGUUAUUACGCGUUUGUUAUUAAGUUUUCUUUGUAGGUUAUUCGCUAGGCCUUUGUUUAGGAGCUACUUUGCAUGCCUAUUUUGCCCCGGGGAGGUCGGUGUAGUUUCCUUCUAUUAUGCUCCCUGCAGACAUUGCGUCAUAGGCAUAGAGCCUGUUGUUGCAAAAUUUUGGUGAUAUAAUUUUUUCUUGCAGGUCGUAGUUGCAAGUAAAGCAUGGAUGGUGCUCCCUCCUGCUAUUAGGCCGGAUUUUCAUUCUUUAUUUAAAUGUUUACCUAGUUCUAGGGCGGAUUCUACUGUGAAGAAAUAUCUUAAGGAAAUCAACAAGUUUUUACUGCGGUGUAGGACUCGGAAAAUUGCGCUACAGUUGCCAUUUUCUCCUUUUGUUGUUCAUCUGUUUGGCUUAGAUCAACAGCUUACGUCCCCGGCCGCAAUGGUUUUGGUCCAUGCUGCGCUGAAAUGGUACCAUUCCUUUGUUCCUGAUGAUGGUCCCAAUCCUUUGGAUAACGCUUGUUGCAAGAAUUUGAUUGAGUGCGCCAAGAGGACAAGGAGCAAUCCAGUUCACAAGAAAAAGCCCGUGGACCCUGCUAUCAUUAGAAGCAUUAUUGACAGACAUGGCGCUGAGGAAGCAUCUUUAAAGGACUUACGUAUUGCCGCAAUACGUUCUUUAGGUUUUGCAGGAUUGUUUCGUUUUAACGAGUUGGCUAAUAUUCAGCAAAAACACCUCACGUUUUGCGAUGGUUUUGUUAAAAUUUUUGUGCCAAGGAGUAAAACGGAUGUAUAUAGAGAGGGCAAUUAUGUUUAUAUCGCUAAGUUAGGGAACAAAUACUGCCCAGUAGCUAUCUUACGUAGGUAUAUUGAAGCAGCCAAUUUGGAUCUGUCUAGUCAUUUGCCUUUAUUCAGGCCAUUAACGAAGAACAAGUCGGGUCAUACUCUUAGGAAUGGCAAGUUAUCCUAUACUCGCUGCAGGGAAAUAUCAAAAUAUUUAAGACUACUUUGA
Porites lobata is the source of this 2031-nucleotide messenger RNA. The record is from the annotation of a GenBank genome assembly. NCBI's taxonomy places the organism in Eukaryota, Metazoa, Cnidaria, Anthozoa, Scleractinia, Poritidae.